ACACAAAACUUCCACUCCCCUUCUCAUUCUGAUUCCCCCCUCUCUCUCUAAGUUUAAAAGUUGUUUAACCCCUCACUCUCACUCUCACUCUCACUUUUCCCCUUCACAACAAAAUUACAGUUUUUAACACCCUCAACCCUAACCCAAUCAAACCCUCCUCCUUUUUUUAAUUAAAUAAUAAUAAAAUACUAAUAAAGAAAAACUCAACCUAUAAAAAGAAAACAAAAAAAGAAAAAAGAGAAUCGCACUGCACAUACAGACGCGUAAAUCAUCAAGAUCUGGUCUAGGGUUCCUCAUUUUCAACUCUAGAACAACGUAUCACGCUCUCAAUUUCAAAACCCCUGUUCAAUUUCUCUUCUCUUUCAAUUUCAAAGAAUUUCCGGUUGAUUGGAGCUCAAUUUUGGACUUUGCUGGCUUUUCCUUGUCCGAGCGUUUGUUGGAAAAACAAACAUACCCGCCUUGGUUCGUUAGAUUUUUUUUGAAUAUUUGGGACAAAACAGAUGCCGGAGGAGGAUUUGGUGGAGCUCAAGUUCAGAUUGUACGAUGGAUCAGAUAUCGGCCCUUUUCGAUAUUCCCCAGCCUCUACCGUUGCUAUGCUUAAGGAGAGAAUUGUGGCCGAGUGGCCUAAAGAUAAGAAAAUUGCACCAAAGGCAGCAAACGACGUGAAAUUAAUAAGUGCAGGGAAAAUUUUGGAAAAUAACAAGACUGUUGCACAGUGCAAGAUGCCAUUUGGGGAGCUACCUAAGGGAGUUAUCACCAUGCAUGCUGUUGUACAGCCAUCUUUAGCUAAGGCAAAGACAGAGAAGAAGGUUGAUGAGACUCCUAAGAAGAACAUCUGUUCUUGUUCCAUAUUGUGAGAGUGUAAGUUUGUUUCGGCAUUAUCUUGUGGGACUUCUAGGGGCUACCUGUACUGUUAGAUUGAGAAGUCAGGAAAGACAAUAAUUGUAAACAGUACAAUACUCAUUGUUCAGUGUAUGUUACAAGGGCAUUUCUGUGGAACGGUGGUUUGUCAUCAUGUAUUGUGUGUUUCUAUAAGCUUGUUGCUUCGUGUACAUUUGUAGCUGCAGAUUUUUUUAUGUACAAUGAGAAUACAAGGUGUGUAGGGUCUAUUGCCCUCGAAAGGGUUUUACAAUUACAGUAGCAUGGGUUUCUGGUGAAUACAAAACGUCGUUAUUGCCGUUGUGUAGAGCUGUAUGUGAACUUCUUACUGAAACUGUUGCUGCUAUUGUCUGAAAUUCCCAAGGAACGAUGCGGCUUGUUAAACUCUGGGAUGCAUAUGGUGCAUAGCUUUCCAUUUUCUCCUUCUGUUUGUUUGUUAAAUAUAUACAUUCUUGUAAUGAAAAUGAGUUUCUUCUUUUA
Messenger RNA from Sesamum indicum (sesame), 1359 nucleotides. It is a transcript of the gene MUB4, whose product is annotated as membrane-anchored ubiquitin-fold protein 4 precursor. The record is from RefSeq and is a predicted model, not a curated record. Gene Ontology annotation, molecular function: protein binding. NCBI's taxonomy places the organism in Eukaryota, Viridiplantae, Streptophyta, Magnoliopsida, Lamiales, Pedaliaceae.